UUUCGCAUUCCAUCCCACCAGUAUGCUGUGGUUGGGUCAGUGGGCAACAUCGGCCGAGCUGCUGCCAACCUUCUGGGAGGUCUUGAGUACGCUCUCGUGGGCAUUCAUAUCGACGUUUCGCAUUCUGCGCAUCUGCAACGUGUGUAAUUCGGCAAAAAACGAGGCCCAAAAAAUAGGCAGCCUCAUACAUGGACUGGGCUGGAAAACAAAUUGCCCCGACACGAAAUCGAUGGUGCGUCUGCUUUCGCUGCAGCUACAUCAGCAGCGGAUCGAAUUCACCGCCAGUGGUCUGUUCACCAUCGAUCAUGGGCUAAUGUUUAAUAUCGUCGGGUCGCUUGCAACGUACCUUCUGAUAUUGAUACAAUUCGAUAUCGCACAAAACGGCGCCAAAUGGAAGACGGAACUGCCCACCAGGGGAAUGGCUCCACUGGUCUGA
Anopheles merus is the source of this 436-nucleotide messenger RNA. Its product is annotated as putative gustatory receptor 28b. Gene Ontology annotation, biological process: sensory perception of taste. Gene Ontology annotation, cellular component: dendrite; neuronal cell body; membrane. The record is from RefSeq and is a predicted model, not a curated record. NCBI's taxonomy places the organism in Eukaryota, Metazoa, Arthropoda, Insecta, Diptera, Culicidae. Bases 23 to 436 code for a protein of 137 amino acids. The transcript has 4 exons.